CAUAUCGCCGAUAAGUUUCGUUUUCGACUGAAAUGAUCAAUUCGGCAGACUGGGUGCGCUUAAAUAGCCAUAUGCUAUAGGCUAUAAUGGCUAGAGGGAAGAUCAUUUGGUCUAUGUUGGGCCAUGCUUUUGGGUCACUCAAGGUUGGCACCAGCAUAAACAGUAAACGCAUUAUGUCUCGGUUUGGAAGUUGGUCGUCGUGUGUUUUCUCUGUUGAAUUAGACAAGAAGUCUGAUCCCAUUUAUUUUUCUCUGCAAGACAGAAAAUGCAACGAGUUUUUACAGGGGUUCAUAAACGUAUUUUCUGAUGGAAAAUGCUACUCGCUUCAUGUCGACAGCAAUGACAGAAUUCAGAAAGCAAAGUUUUACGCUAGCCUUAAAGACAAAUUGAUGAACGAAUUGCCUUCAGACUGUCAGAUUCACAGGGUGACGUCAUUUCAGCCUAAUGUCAGAGAGUCUGUCAUUAAAGGGUAUUUCCUCAAAGACUUUUCAAAGUCUUCAGUGGCAACUGAAGGAAUUUUGAAGGAACUUCUCCACGGAUAUCCGGUGGUCGUGUGCUCCUAUGUUUCUGGCGGAGGAGACGGCCAAUUCUUGCAACACCUGUGGUCCCGCACAGAGAGCGGCAACGUGGAAGUCACGGCUAGAUACAGUGUGGUUUCCGCAGAGGCGCCGGAUUACCAUCCCUCAACCCUUAACAUAAUCAACUCUGAUGUGUUCUACAGUUUUGAGGAUGCCUACAGUGUUCUAGAAGAGUGUGGUGACGUGGUUCCAGGGUCCAGGGCUGUUCUGGAGCUUGUGGACCAAAGACUGCAGACUGGAGAGAAAACCCACCAUCCUGUAGUUGUCAUCGAGGGAUUAGACGCCACAGGUAAGACCACCCUGACCCAGUCUCUCAGAGAGGCUCUGGGGGCCAGUCUGUUGAGGUCCCCUCCCCAGUGCCUGGCCCCCUGGAGGGGCCUCUUCGACCAGGAGCCCCCCCUCCUCCGCAGGGCUUUCUACGCCCUGGGUAACUACAUCACGGCUGGACAGAUAGGCCAGGAGGCCACCCACACACCUGUCAUCGUGGACAGGUACUGGCACAGCACGGCCGCCUAUGCCAUCGCCACGGCCGUGGGGGGCAAGGUCAACAACCUGCCAGAGGGGGGUUCCGAGGUGUACCGCUGGCCUGGCGACCUGCUCCAGCCCAGCCUGGUCAUCCUGCUGACCCUCGACCCCCAGGAGAGGAGGAGGAGACUCCGGGGAAGGGGGCAGGACAAGACCCAGGAAGAGGAGGAGCUGGAGGCUGACCACCUGUUUAGGCUGAAAGUUGAGGAGGCUUACCACAGGAUUGAGGGCCCACCCUGUGUCACCGUGGAUGCCAGUCCCUCUCAGGACCAAGUGCUCCAACAAGUGUUACUUUUAAUUAGGGACAAAUGCCACUUGUAAACAGCUCCUCCUCUGACAACCCUGCACCAGGUGGCUGCUGUACCAAUCGACACCACUAGAUGGCAGUAAAGUGUUGUAGAAAUGCCCCAACCAGAGGAAGAGAGAGUUGGUGAAAAGAUUCUAUUCACAAUGGCUUAUGGCAAGGGGCCAGACUACACAUACAGCUACAGCACACACACUUGCACACUAACACUAAAAGCCCAGCCAGGGCAUGUCACAACAUGUCCCAUUCUGCGUGAAUGGCAUGGGUGAGAUGAUGGGAGUGUUAUUGUGAAUGCUAUAGUGAUCUGUCAGUAGUCAUAUUUAUGGAUACAGUCUAAGGGCUCACUAUGACAACCAGCUUUAUUAGGCCUGAACUCCAGGAAAUGAAAGGGAGGGUUUGUAUAUUCAUCAAUCACUUUGGUUUCAUUUAUACACGGCCCACCGCCCAAGUCUAAGACCAGCUUUCUGCUUUCCUUUUGAAGUAACUGGUGGAGAUUCCUUCCAGGGUUUAAAACACACACUAACCUGUGAUCCAUUACACAUAAGAAUAACACUGCUUAUUUGUUGGAUUACGGUUUCAAAUUAAAGGAAACGUGAAUUAAAGACA
This is a messenger RNA of Hypomesus transpacificus, 2013 nucleotides long. It is a transcript of the gene cmpk2, whose product is annotated as cytidine monophosphate (UMP-CMP) kinase 2, mitochondrial. NCBI's taxonomy places the organism in Eukaryota, Metazoa, Chordata, Actinopteri, Osmeriformes, Osmeridae. Gene Ontology annotation, cellular component: cytoplasm; mitochondrion. Gene Ontology annotation, molecular function: dTMP kinase activity. Gene Ontology annotation, biological process: dTTP biosynthetic process; dUDP biosynthetic process; dTDP biosynthetic process. The record is from RefSeq and is a predicted model, not a curated record. The transcript has 5 exons. The coding region runs from base 87 to 1424 and encodes 445 amino acids.